AUGCAACCACUUAAAAUACUUUUCAGUGCAUUGAAUAGCCAGGGUCACGUCAACGCCUGCAUCGCCAUAGCUGAACUGUUGGCUCCUCGUGGACAUGAGAUCACAUUUGCUGUUACCAGUGGCUGGAAAGAGUUGAUUGAAAAGCAUAACUUCAAAUACAUUGAAAUAGUUGUUAAUGAACCUGAUGACGAUUUUGACAGUGAUUAUAAUGAUGAAAAAAAUGGAGUCAACGGUUCUGAUGAUAACAAUAACACCAACACCAAUGGAGUUAAUGGUCAUUCUGAAAACGGUGGAGAUACCAAAAAUAAUGAUGUUAAAGAUAAGAAAGCCACUUUUUUAAUUGAUUAUAUUUCAACAAUGUUUGCCGAGCUCCGACACAAGACCUGGGAUAGAUUUAAAUACUUUGACGAGAAAUGGGCUAAAUUGAAUUGUAAAUUGUUUGCCUUUUUUGGAGCACUCGAUGAACCCUUGGCUGGUGUCUUAGAUUCGGUUAAACCAGAUUUAGUUAUUGUAGAUACACUCUUUUGGUUACCUUGUUUGAUGAAAACGACCAUUCCUUGGAUAUCAUUGUGGUCAUGUAAUCCAUUGCUCAUCUAUGAUGAUUUACCUCCAUUUGGAAGUGGCUUCCCAACUCGAGGUCCCAGAAGUGAAUGGGAGGAAUUUGAUUCCAUCAACAGCGAAAAGUAUCGACCAGUUUAUGAACACAACCGUCGAUGGUUGGCAAAAAGAGGAAUCACGGUGACUGAAGAAAAGCCCAAAUAUCAUCUUCUUGAAUCACCAUUUCUGAACAUAUACAAUUACCCCGAAAUCCUGGAUUAUAGUGACAUCUGUAAAAAACCAGAGAGAUGGUUUCGGGUUGACUCAGCUGUAAGAGAACCAGAUGAAAAGAAUCCAUUCAAAGUACCAGAAAAUUUGGUCAAUAAACCAGGAAAAUUAAUUUACUUUUCCCUUGGUUCAAUGGCUUCGAUUGAUUUAGAGUUGAUGAAAAGAGUCCUCGCCUGUUUGGCCAAAGCACCUCACCGUUUCAUUGUAUCUAAAGGACCACUUCAUGAACAAAUUGAUCUGGCAGAUAAUAUGUGGGGAGAUCGAUAUGUUAAUCAAAUUGGUAUCCUUCCACACGUUGAUUUAGUCAUAACUCAUGGAGGUAACAAUACACUAACAGAGAGUCUAUACUUUGGCAAACCAGUGAUUGUAAUGCCUAUCUGCUUUGACCAACAUGAUAACGCUCAGCGUAUUGUUGAAAAAGGAUUGGGUUUACGUGUUGAAACGUACCAUUUUCAGGAUCACGAGCUUCUUGAGGCAAUCGAGAAGAUAUUGAAUGACGAUGAAAUUUAUGGCAAAUUGGCCGAUGUUAAAGCACAAUUGAGAGCAUCGAGUACAAGGGAUCAAGUAUGCCAAUUGAUUGAGCAAACAGCAGUUCUUAAAAGAUGUCCACUUUGA
Molecule: messenger RNA, 1440 nt
Organism: Tetranychus urticae (two-spotted spider mite)
Lineage: Eukaryota; Metazoa; Arthropoda; Arachnida; Trombidiformes; Tetranychidae
Product: macrolide glycosyltransferase-like
Molecular function (GO): UDP-glycosyltransferase activity
Source: RefSeq, marked provisional